This is a messenger RNA of Tetrahymena thermophila SB210, 522 nucleotides long. RefSeq names its product transmembrane protein, putative. NCBI's taxonomy places the organism in Eukaryota, Ciliophora, Oligohymenophorea, Hymenostomatida, Tetrahymenidae. The transcript is spliced from 2 exons. The record is from RefSeq and is a predicted model, not a curated record.
AUGAACAAAAAUAUUAUAUUUGCAUUGUUUUUAAUUGUUUUAGGCUUAACUGUAGUAUUCACUAUCAAAAAAGAAUAAAACUUGAAUAAGCCAUCAAAGCUAUUUUUUGAAGGCAUGUAUGAAGGAUUCAACUUUACUCCUAAUUUUGAAACAAUAAAUAAAGUUAAUCGUUUUAAUGUAAAUUUAACAAAGCUUGAUGAAAGCUUUGCAACUCUUGGAAAAAGUUUAAUUUAUCCUGAAAAACAAAGACUUGCAAUUGAAUAAAUCUAUAACUUUUUCUUAGAAGUAUAAAAAUCAGUUGAUCCAUAGGAUGCAGAGGGGCAGUAUAUCAUUAACUAGCAUCUUAUUAUCUUUUAAAACUUAGAAAUAUUUUAGGCUAAAGCAUUAAGAUCUUUCACUGAAAAUUAAAUAAGUCCAGUGUUAUUCUAUUGGGAUGCCUAAGAUUUAUUUCCUUAUGGAUUAUAUAAAGAAUAUGGCAUUAACUUGAUUUACACACUAAAGCUUAUGAUAUUCGAUGAUUGA